AUGAACUUCUCUGACAGUUUUAAUGUCUGGAACUACCAGAAUGUUCUGGCCUUUGUCUUUGCUAUCAACGAGAUUAACAACAAUCCGGAUCUGCUGCCUAAUAUCACCCUUGGGUUCCAUAUUGUAGACAAUUGUUUAAAUGAAGAAAGAGCAAUAAGUGGAAUGCUGGACAUUAUAUCUGGGGGAAACGUACCAACACCCAACUAUCGUUGUGGGCUCUCACAUAACUUGGUGGCUUUUGUUGAUGGAAUAUCCACAAGACUGACCUUACUGUUUGCCAGGAUGUUUGGGAUUUACAAGGUCCCACAGCUUCAUAAAUAUUUGAAACAUAUCAAAUUCACAAAUAGCGGAGGGGAGAAACUGACUAUUGAUGAUAAUCGAAGAAUCGAUGCCAAGUAUGACAUUCUUAACUGGGCGAUUUACUCUAACCAAACGCUUCAUAGUAUCAAAGUCGGGAGUUAUGACCAUCAAAACGCUUCCCAAGGAUUAACAGUCAAUGGAAACCUGAUAAGGUGGAGCCCAGCGUUCAGCCAGACCCCACGUUCAGCCUGCAGUGAAACCUGCCUUGCAGGAUAUAGAAAGACAUCUAAAGCGGGAUAUCCAGCUUGUUGCUAUGACUGCAUCCCCUGCCCAGAGGGCCAGAUAACUAAUGUAACAGAUAUGGAAAGGUGUAUUACUUGUCCCAUAACCCAGUGGCCCAAUGCAAAAAAAGAUACAUGUUUGGAUAAAGUCAUUAUAUAUUUAUCAUAUGAAGAAGAAUUGGCGAUGUCAAUAUCUUUUUCAUCAAUAUUUUUCUUUUUUCUCACAUGUUUGGUUAUGGCAGUAUUUAAUAAAUAUAGAACUACACCUAUUGUUAAGGCCAAUAACCAAAAUCUCAGCUACGUUCUCCUCUUCUCCCUCAAGAUGUGCUUCCUCUGUCCUUUAAUAUUUAUUGGCCAACCUAUUAAAUUAGCCUGCAUGACCCGACAGACAGUGUUUUCCAUCAUUUUCUCUAUUUCCCUUUCUUCCAUCUUGGCCAAAACCAUUACAGUAGUCAUUGUGUUUCAUGCCACCAAGCCAGGAAGCAAGUUAAAGAACUUAAUGGGAUCCAAAGUGUCAGUCUCUAUCGUAAUAUUCUGCUCAUUUGUUCAAGUUGUUAUUUGUGCUUGUUGGUUGGGAAUUUCUCCCCCAUUCCCACAGUAUAACAUGGAAGAUGAAGUUGGGAAGAUAAUUGCUGAGUGUAAUGAAGGAUCAUUGAUUGGAUUUUACUGUGUCCUGGGAUACCUUGGGGUUCUGGCCUCUGUCAGUUUCAUCAUUGCUUUCCUUGCAAGGGAUUUGCCUGAUACUUUCAAUGAAGCCAAGUUUAUCACCUUCAGCAUGUUGGUGUUCUGCAGCGUGUGGGUCUCUUUUAUUCCAGCCUACAUGAGCGCUAAGGGCAAAUAUGUUGUGGCAGUGGAAAUAUUUGCAAUCCUGGCAUCUAGCCUGGCACUACUGGGCUGUAUAUUUAUCCCUAAGUGCUAUAUUAUACUUGUAAAACCUGAAUGUAACACUAGAGAUUUUGUGAAAAGGGGAAUUGCAUAA
Messenger RNA from Xenopus tropicalis (tropical clawed frog), 1560 nucleotides. Its product is annotated as vomeronasal type-2 receptor 26. Gene Ontology annotation, biological process: G protein-coupled receptor signaling pathway. The record is from RefSeq and is a predicted model, not a curated record. The transcript is spliced from 4 exons. Gene Ontology annotation, molecular function: G protein-coupled receptor activity. NCBI's taxonomy places the organism in Eukaryota, Metazoa, Chordata, Amphibia, Anura, Pipidae. The coding region runs from base 1 to 1560 and encodes 519 amino acids. Gene Ontology annotation, cellular component: plasma membrane; membrane.